GUAAAGGUCACACAAGUUAACUCCUCCUCGCUACCUGAUUGGUUGGUAUUUGACGACGGCCAGCGAAUCAUAGAAGGAGUUGCUGAUGAUCAGAAUUUGAUAGGUGGCUCUGUUACUCUUCAAGUUUGGGGCUGCAAAAAAUUAAAUGUGAUUCGUAAAAAUAACAACAAUAACAACAACAAUAAUAAUAAUAAUAACGACGAGGUCGAACUAAUCGGCAAUUUCACAAUUUUUGUCAAAAAAACCAUCCACGGCAUUACGAAGAAUGACGUCAUUAGUGACGACAACAACAACAAUAACAAUAACAACACUCAUCUGCCCACUGUAACAUGCGACAAAGCGGGAACUCCCGUCACGAAAUCCGUUGUAGUCCUGGAUAGGAAACACCACACACUUUCGGUCCCAGAAAAACUUGAUCUCCUAAAAAAAUUAUCCCAAAUGUUUCAUUUAAAUCCCAACUCCGUCAGUUUAAAACAGUCUGGUGAUCUUAAAUUUUUAGAAACCAUUUCACUAAUUUCCGGCAGAGCAAACGUUUUGGGAUCACGCGGAAAUGGUUAUUACAGAAAAAAAGAAUUUAAAGUUAGAGAUAACGUUAGCCGUCAUGGUAGAGAUGAAGAAUCUGCUGUAGAUUUGAUUAGUGAAAAAGAAUUUAGGCAACAGUUAAACGAGUUGAAAUCAUUCAAAAGCAAAUUAAACUCAAUUGAAAAAGUAAUCAAUGACGAUGAUGUACCAACUAAUCUAGAAAUGGACAACAUUCACGAAGAAAAUUUUGUCAGCUUGUGGUGGGUUGUUGGCUGUGGCAGCGUUCAAACGCUUCACAUGAAAAAUUUGAUGGAUUUGGAAAGAAAUGUAACUCUAGGAAGCUUAAAAGUGAACGAUAUGGAAGUAUUGUCGUGGUACGUUGUGAAUCAGAAGCCGAGGAGAUCACGAAGACAGGCACGCAGCAGCAGAAACAGACAUUCGCACUACAGUAUGCAACAGAAAUUCGUUUUGAAAGAUGACAUCGUAGGGUCUGGAGACAUUCCAGACGAAAUAACUUUAACCCUAACCACAACAACAGCUACGACUUUAAAACCAACAAGAAAACCAAGGCCAGUACCAGUAGAUAUACAUCUAUCAGAAAUUUAUACACAUUCUGGCAAAUUUAUACAAAAAAAAAUAAUGCACUUUGACCCAAACACAACUCUCAAAUUUAAAAAGAUUCCACACUUUAUGAAAAAGCAGAGAGAGAGUGGAAAAAGUUACCUCAUCGGUGGCCUUCCGUUACGAGGGGAGGAGGGCAACUACAGUCUGAUUUACAGCGAAAAAUCUGACCAAGCAAUUAAAAACUUUAUAUACCAAUUUAAUGUGAGAGAUUACGAGUCGAAGAACCACGAAGCAGUGCUUGUGCUGGACGAAGAUGCUGAUACGUACUGGCGUGAUAAUGUUACAACCAGGUUGGUCAUAAGAAGAGAUUUGAUUCAAGGGAUAAAAGGUCACCAGAUCAGGGUUUUAAACAUUGAACCUGGUUCCUUGGUAGUCACAUUCGACGAUGAGGACAUCACGUCGGACGAUGCUUGCAAUGAAGAUUUACUUAAAGAGUUUAUAGAUAAAAUGGUAAACACAGACGGCACGAUGAACGCCAAAUUUUUAAAAUACUUCCCAAAAGCGAAAGAAGUUACAAUCAAGACAUACGGUCCGUGCUCGCAUAUGUCCUUAGUGAAAGGCAGCAGAGAAGGAACAACGACGAAAAUACCAGAGGCAGAAGUAACUCCAGAAGCUACUCUGCCCCCUCCCACACAUACCGUCAUAAGAGACGAGGGUGAAGUUGAUUCCUCGAAAUUAUUCUACCUGAUCAUCGGCUUCAUCGUGGCAGCCGUCAUCAUCCUUAUCAUCGUCCUUGUCGUCUGCAUCUACUGCUGUCGCAAGAACAGGAAGAAGAGUCAAGAGCGGAAAGUGUUGCUAAUAAAAGCCAUUUCAACUCAGAGCAAAGGCGGCGUGCCCGUUAUUUUCGCUGACGAAAUGAAAGCUGUCGAGCAGGAGGAAGAGGACAGAAAAAGUCAAAAAAGUCAAAAAUUUGAUGAAAAUCUCUCGGAAACUGCUCGUUCGACGAUUCGAUCUAGGAAGGGCUCCGGCGAUGAGAGGGGGCUCGAAAAACCAGCUGCUGCUGUUCUACCGCCAGAUUAUUGCCCGCCAAGACCCGGCUGCAGAGACACGACCUUGAAAAUGCAAGGUCGAGCCGAGGAUGAUUCGGCCCUGUACAGCAGCACGCACAGGACGCCCUUAAUAGAGCAGAAUAACCGAAGAUGUGAGGACAACCAGAUGGAAGAUGUAGAAGCUGCCCGCAAACACAACUACAUCUACCAACAACAACUUCAACAACAGCAGCUGGAACAGCAGCAACAGCUGGAGCAGCAACAGCAGCUGGAACAGCAGCAACAGCUAGAACAGCAACAGCUGUUGCUGCAGCAACAGUUGCUUCAUCAGCAGCAGCUGCAACAGCAGCAACUGCAGCAGCAACAACAACUGCAGCAGCAACAAAGAGCUGCCAAAGAAAGGAAACAGCGGAAAAACCAGCAACUCAUAGUAUCUGACAUAGAUUAAAUUAGAAUGCGUUGUUGUAACAAUCGUAAUGAUAUCCAUAACAAGAAUUACAGAAAUGAAAAUAUAAUAAAACAAGCACACUAACAAUGUCAACAAUAAUGACGUCAACAUCCCAACAACAAAUACAUAAAAACAACAAUGAGAUCACAAUCAACAAACAAACAACACAGCAUUCAGUUUCAAAUUAACUUCUAUGGCAACACCAACAUGACCAAUAUUAAUAAGCCUUUGAAUAAUUCUUGACAAUGUUCACCAUGUAUGUGUGUGUGUGUGGUGUGUGUGUGUUUGAAUAUAUGUGUAUGUACGAGCCCAUGAUUAAAUCAAUGUAUGUUUAAGUGUGCGUGUGCGUGCGUGUGUGUGUGUAUGUAUGUCUAUAUACGUACGUGUUAAUGUAUUGUUAUUAAACUUAACAUUUUACCACAUAAUUAUCCAACUUCGCUCUGUAAUAAUAACUUGUUUAUACUUUAAAAAAUUUUAAAUGCCAAUAAAGGCACACACACACACACAAACACACACACAGACACACACAGACAAACAACAAACAAACAUAUAUGAAAUUCGAUAUUUCAAUAGAAUGUAUGUUUUUGCAUGUUGCAUGUUGUUUCAAACGAUGCCUUCUUCCCAUAUAUUAUAUAUAUAUAUAUAUAUAUAUAAGAGAAUAUAUAUAAGAGAGAGAGAAAGAGAGAGAGAGAGAGAGAUACCAGAUAUUAUUUUUAUACGGAGAUUUAUUUUAUUUUAUUUCCACGCAUAUUUUUUAAAUUAAUUUAUUUAUUUACGUCAGCUAUCUAAAGAAUGCUUCUUAUUAUCGUCGAUGGAUGGUAGAUUAGUUUAAAUAAUAAAUAUAUAAUAUAUAUAAUUGUUAUUAUUAUUAUGGAUAAUGACCACAAAAACAAUAAUCAUAAUAAUCAUAAUCAUAGCAAUAAUAAUAAUAAUAUCCACGUUAUUGUUAUUGUUAUUAGUGAAUAACAAGUCGUUGAUUAAAAACAGAAGAGAAUAUAUAUAUAUAUAUAU
Messenger RNA from Helobdella robusta, 3594 nucleotides. RefSeq lists its product as hypothetical. The transcript is spliced from 3 exons. The coding region runs from base 439 to 2583 and encodes 714 amino acids. The record is from RefSeq and is a predicted model, not a curated record. Gene Ontology annotation, cellular component: sarcolemma; dystrophin-associated glycoprotein complex; dystroglycan complex. Lineage: Eukaryota; Metazoa; Annelida; Clitellata; Rhynchobdellida; Glossiphoniidae. Gene Ontology annotation, molecular function: laminin binding. Gene Ontology annotation, biological process: axon guidance; nerve development; morphogenesis of an epithelium.